Molecule: messenger RNA, 1122 nt
Organism: Ostreococcus lucimarinus CCE9901
Lineage: Eukaryota; Viridiplantae; Chlorophyta; Mamiellophyceae; Mamiellales; Bathycoccaceae
Exons: 1
Coding region: 1-1122 (373 amino acids)
Biological process (GO): peptidyl-L-cysteine S-palmitoylation; protein targeting to membrane
Cellular component (GO): Golgi apparatus; endoplasmic reticulum
Molecular function (GO): protein-cysteine S-palmitoyltransferase activity
Source: RefSeq, a predicted model, not a curated record
AUGACGCGCGCGCUCGCGCUCGCGCUCGCGCCGCUCGCGUGCGUCGCCGUCGUCGUGCUCGGUCCGACGAAGCGGUUCGAGCGCUCGGCGCUGGGACGCGCGCAUCGCGCGCUCGGCGACGCCGCGCCGCGCGUCGCGACGGCGCUGGUGACCAUCGCGGUGUGCGACCGAAAACGCGGCGCCGCGGUCGCCAGCGCGUGUUUCGACGCGCUCGAUCGGCCGAAUCCGCUCGGUCAAAUCGUGUAUCUGACGCUCGCGAUCGGUGGUCACGCGAGCUUCGUCGAGGGGGUGGAGAAGCGGCUGUUGGACGGCGGCGACGCGCGCGGGUGGACGGCGGCGACGAGCGCGGCGUUCGCGUUCGCGUGCGCGACGUGGGCGUUGGUGUGCUGCAGCGAGCCCGGAACCAUCACGAGAGAGAACAACGAAGAGUAUUUGAAGGCGUACGCGUACGAUGAAAUCGUGUAUCACAGGAAACGAUGUCGGACGACGGGGAAGGACGCGCCGGCGCGAUCGAAGUGGUGCACGACGACGGAGCGGCGCGUGGCGAGGUUCGAUCACUUCUGCGUGUGGGUGAAUAACACGAUCGGGGCGAAUAAUUUGAGGUGGUUUUUGCUGUUUUUAUUCGCGCAGCUCGUGUUGGUGGGGUACGUGACGUUGGCGUGCGCGCACGCGGUGCGGCGUUCCAUGACGCGCCGAGACUGUUGGUCGUUAAGGUUCCAGCACGAGACGCCCUCGGGCGCGCGCGCGACGCUCGGGAACGACAAGGCGCUGCUUUAUAGAUUUGUGGUGUACCACUACGCCCCCGCGGUGACGCUCGGCGUGUUUUGCGCGCUCGUCUUCGUGCUGUUGUCGGUUUUCUUGGGCUACAACGUGUGGCUCGCCGCGAAAAACGUGACGACGAACGAAACCUUCAAGUGGGAGCUCGUGCGCGAAUCCGUGGAGACGAUGAAGGGCGAGCGCGCGGGCGGAAGCGGCGAUGAACAAAUCGAUUGGGGCGAGAUGACGAGAAAUAAGUACGACGUCGGGAUUUGGGGGAACAUCAAAGAAGUACUGUUCCCGCCCGUGAAAACGCCGAGCGCGUUCGCGCUUCCGUGGGACGCGCUCAAAGCGAAGCGUCCAUAG